AUGGCCCACCAAGCACAUGCCUAUCAUAUAGUUGACCCAAGCCCAUGACCCCUAACCGGAGCUAUCGCUGCCCUACUGAUAACAUCCGGCCUAGCAAUCUGAUUUCACUUCCACUCAACAAUAUUAAUAACCUUAGGGUUAGUUCUCACACUUCUCACCAUAUACCAAUGAUGACGAGACAUUAUCCGAGAAGGGACCUUUCAAGGCCACCAUACUCCCCCAGUACAAAAGGGGCUACGAUAUGGAAUAAUCCUAUUUAUUACCUCAGAAGUAUUUUUCUUCCUAGGGUUCUUCUGAGCCUUCUAUCACUCAAGUCUAGCCCCCACCCCAGAACUAGGGGGAUGUUGACCCCCGACAGGAAUUAUCCCUCUAGAUCCCUUCGAAGUCCCACUCCUUAAUACAGCCGUUCUACUAGCAUCGGGGGUUACAGUAACAUGAGCCCACCACAGCAUUAUAGAAGGGGAACGAAAACAAACUAUUCAAUCCCUAGCAUUAACCAUUUUAUUAGGGUUUUAUUUUACCGCACUACAAGCCAUGGAGUAUUACGAAGCCCCCUUCACAAUUGCAGACGGGGUCUAUGGUUCAACAUUCUUUGUGGCCACGGGCUUCCAUGGAUUACAUGUCAUUAUUGGGUCAACCUUCCUCGCAGUAUGUCUCUUACGCCAAAUCCAAUACCACUUUACAUCUGAACACCACUUCGGCUUUGAAGCCGCUGCCUGAUACUGACACUUUGUUGACGUAGUAUGACUUUUCCUCUACGUAUCUAUUUAUUGAUGAGGCUCAUA
This is a messenger RNA of Sinocyclocheilus grahami, 785 nucleotides long. Lineage: Eukaryota; Metazoa; Chordata; Actinopteri; Cypriniformes; Cyprinidae. The record is from the annotation of a RefSeq genome assembly.